AUGAUCGCCAUGUACACCGAAACCUCCUUCACCGAGGCGGCGUCCACGUCCGCGCUGUUCGCAAUGCUUACGAAGGUGAGCGACCUCCCCGAAUUUCGGUCGAAUCACGUUUCGUUAUGGUUGGCGGCAGCCUUGGACAUCCCCGCCGAUUUUGGCAGCGGAGAUUCUAUGACGUCAGCUCUCGGUCCCAACCCAAAGAAAUACAGCAAGUGGGUAGCAGCCAUGGGGGUCGACAUAGUGAAGCAUUUUGAAGACGUGUCGGCGCACCUCGCGGGGGCCCGGAAACACAUUUCGUGGUUUGACAUCGAUUGGAAUUUCUACCAUUGCCAAUUCGCCUUGUGUAAGUUUGUCCAACUGGUAGGGUUUCUCGUAUAG
Prorocentrum cordatum is the source of this 375-nucleotide messenger RNA. NCBI's taxonomy places the organism in Eukaryota, Dinophyceae, Prorocentrales, Prorocentraceae. The record is from the annotation of a GenBank genome assembly.